Messenger RNA from Colletotrichum acutatum, 1295 nucleotides. RefSeq names its product norsolorinic acid reductase. The transcript is spliced from 3 exons. Bases 37 to 1167 code for a protein of 376 amino acids. NCBI's taxonomy places the organism in Eukaryota, Fungi, Ascomycota, Sordariomycetes, Glomerellales, Glomerellaceae. The record is from RefSeq and is a predicted model, not a curated record.
GUCUACCAUCUUUGAUUGGUUAAAAUCCGUUCAACAAUGUCAUAUCUCCGACCAGCUCCCCCGCCGAAAAGUGCCCUCGGGCGCUACCGUCUUCUCUCACCCACUGCGUCUGUGCGUGUAAGUCCGCUAUGUCUUGGAACGAUGAACUUCGGAGAUGCAUGGAAGGACUGGAUGGGUGAAUGCGAUCAGUCGCAAUCUGAGAAGAUGCUCGACUACUUCUAUGACCAAGGCGGCAACUUCGUUGAUACCGCCAACGGCUAUCAAGGCGAGCAAUCGGAGCAAUGGAUCGGGGAGUGGAUGAUGAAACGUGGGAACCGUGAUCAAAUUGUUCUGGCAACAAAGUAUACGGCUUGCUUCCGCCGCGGCCAUGACGACGAGACGUUGGUCAAUUUCGCUGGAAAUGGGGCUAAAAGCCUCCAUACAUCGAUCAACGCCAGUCUGCGCAAGCUACAAACUGAUUACAUCGAUUUGUUGUAUGUCCAUUGGUGGGAAUUCAGUACUUCCAUCCCAGAGUUGAUGCAAUCCCUGAACAAGCUCGUUUCAACGGGGAAGGUCUUAUAUCUCGGCAUCAGUGAUACUCCAGCUUGGGUUGUUACCAAAGCGAAUCAGUAUGCUCGGGAUCACGGUCUUGCUCAAUUCAGUGUCUAUCAAGGCCGCUGGUCUGCGGCGCAUCGUGAUCUGGAGCGAGACAUUGUUCACAUGUGUCGAGACGAGGACAUGGCCAUUGCGCCGUGGGGAUCGCUGGGCGGCGGCAACUUCAAGACAGAGGAACAGCGCAAAGCUAGUACCGGCCGAAAGAUUCCCCCGAAUGAGACCGAAAUCAACAUCAGCGAAGUUCUUGAGCGCAUAGCCAUCCGCAAAAACACACUCAUCACAUCGGUUGCCCAGGCUUAUGUUACGCACAAAGCUCCCUUUGUGUUCCCAAUUGUUGGCGGACGUUCCGUUGAUCAUUUGAAAGCGAAUAUCGAGGCGCUGUCACUCAAAUUGACCGAUGAGGAUAUGCAAGAGAUCGACAACGUUGCAAAAUUGGAUCUUGGCUUUCCCUUGAAUAUGCUGUGGGGUGAUAAGGUCCCCGAUCAUCCAGGAAAGGUUUUUAUGCUGUUCCAAGCUGGCACAUACGAUCAUGUGCCUCUUGCUAAGCCGAUCGCGCCGGCCCACCAAGGAUAAUGGUUAUCAGAGUUGUUGUCUAAAGUUGUAAUAGCCAAUGAUAGCCAAUGACGUCUCGUUCACUUCGAUAACUAGAUAGUACAAUCUAACAUGCGUCUCCUGAUGUAAGCUGAGGCACAUUGUUCCUC